AUGCCGGCGGAGGUUAGACAGUACACGAUGGCGGACGUGGCGUUACGCGACGGCAAGAACGGUACGCGGACGUGGAUUGUGGUCAGUGACAUUGUGUACGAUGUGACCGAUUACAUGGAGAACCACCCGGGCGGCAGCGAGCUGAUCACCGAGUGGGCCGGAAAGGACGGUACGAAAGACUUCGACGACUUCGGCCAUUCGUCGGAUGCGAUGAAGGAGCUGAAAACGUUGCAAAUCGGUGUUUUGGUUGAGGAAGAUCGUGCCAAGAACCGGAAGGCGAAAUCGGCCAAAAGCGCCACCGUGGAGCAGACGGAAGAAGAAUCGAAACCACGGAAGCGUCGAAGGUUCAUCAUGUGCUGUUAG
This is a messenger RNA of Anopheles cruzii, 363 nucleotides long. RefSeq names its product cytochrome b5-like. Bases 1 to 363 code for a protein of 120 amino acids. The record is from RefSeq and is a predicted model, not a curated record. Gene Ontology annotation, molecular function: heme binding. The transcript has 2 exons. Lineage: Eukaryota; Metazoa; Arthropoda; Insecta; Diptera; Culicidae. Gene Ontology annotation, cellular component: intracellular membrane-bounded organelle; membrane.